AUGGCAGAGGCUUCUCGGUGGCGCGAAGGCGGGACUCCGAAACAUAAGCUGAAAUACAGGAGGGAAGUAGAAAUUAGAACCACACUUCAGGAGUUGUUAGUCUACUUUAUUUUUUUAAUAAACCUAUGUAUAUUGACUUUUGGAAUGGUAAACCCACAUAUGUAUUACUUAAACAAAGUUAUGUCAUCUCUAUUUUUGGACACUUCUGUGCCUGGUGAUGAAAGAACCAACUUUAAGUCUGUUCGCAGCAUAACUGAUUUUUGGAAGUUUAUGGAAGGACCCCUUUUGGAAGGUCUAUACUGGGACUCAUGGUAUAAUAACAAACAGCCGUAUAAUUUAAAGAACAGCAGUCGCAUCUACUACGAGAACAUACUUCUAGGAGUCCCAAGAGUCCGUCAACUAAAAGUCCGCAACAACACAUGCAAAGUCUAUUCAUCUUUUCAGUCUUUGAUGAGUGAAUGUUACGACAAAUAUACUUAUGAAAAUGAAGACCUGUCUGAUUUUGGCCUUAAACAUGAUACUGAAUGGAAGUACUCUACUUCUAAUUCCAACUCCCCUUGGCACUGGGGAUUCGUUGGCAUGUAUGGAAAUGGGGGAUAUAUUUUUACGUUAUCAAAAUCAAAAUAUAAAACCAAAGACAAGUUCAUUGACCUUCGACUGAACAGCUGGAUCACAAGAGGGACCAGAGUUAUUUUUAUUGAUUUUUCAUUAUACAAUGCUAAUGUAAAUCUGUUUUGUAUCAUCAGAUUGGUGGCAGAAUUCCCUGCAACUGGAGGAAUACUUACUUCAUGGCAAUUUUACUCUGUGAAGCUCCUCAGAUAUGUUAGCUACUAUGAUUAUUUUAUUGCUUCCUGUGAGAUCACAUUUUGUAUUUUUCUCAUUGUCUUCACAACACAAGAAGUAAAAAAAAUGAAAGAAUUUAAGUCUGCCUAUUUCAAAAGUAUUUGGAACUGGAUAGAAUUACUACUUUUGGUGUUAUGUUUUAUGGCCAUUUCCUUCAACACAUACUGUAAUAUACAAAUUUUUCUCUCACUUGGACAGCUUUUGGAAAAUACUGAAAAAUAUUCAGACUUCUAUUCUCUUGCAUACUGGCACAUUUAUUACAAUAAUAUAAUUGCUAUUACCAUCUUCUUUGCAUGGAUAAAGAUAUUCAAAUUCAUAAGCUUUAAUAAGACAAUGUCUCAGCUAUCGUCAACCUUGUCCCGCUGUAUCAAGGACAUAGUAGGAUUUGCCAUCAUGUUUUUUAUAAUAUUCUUUGCUUAUGCCCAGUUAGGAUUUCUUGUUUUUGGAUCACAGGUUGAUGACUUUUCCACUUUUCAAAAUUCCAUAUUUGCACAGUUUCGAAUUGUUCUUGGAGAUUUUAAUUUUGCUGGUAUUCAGCAAGCCAAUCGGAUCUUGGGACCUAUUUAUUUCAUCACUUUCAUCUUUUUUGUGUUCUUUGUCCUGUUGAACAUGUUCUUGGCAAUAAUUAAUGAUACCUAUUCUGAAGUGAAGGCUGACUAUUCAAUAGCCAGAAGGCCAGAUUUUGAACUUGGUAAAAUGAUUAAAAAGAGUUACAAAAAUGCUCUUGAGAAACUUAAACUGAAGAAAGACCAAAAGGAUGAAGACAGGGAAAUGAAAAGAAGCAGAGAUUUGGUUGAACAAGCCAGAAGAGAAGGCUUUGAUGAAAAUGAGACUGAAAGUGCAAAGCAGAUGAAAAAAUGGAAAGAGAGACUUGAGAAAAAGUAUUAUUCUACAGAAACUGAAGAUGACUACCAGCCUGUCACUCAACAAGAAUUUCGAGAACUCUUUUUAUAUGCCGUGGAACUGGAGAAGGAAUUACACUAUGUCAGUUUAAAACUAAACCAAGUGAUGAGAAAGUUUUCAGCUCUACAAAACUGAGACAAGGUGAGAAUCUGUAAUGCAAUCAUUGAACAUUUCUAAAAAGAUAUUUUCAUGUAUUGAAUUAUUUCUUAAAUUCAUCCUCAUUUUAGGUACACUUUAAGACACCAUCCUCAGGGACAAUGAUAUUCACCAAACGAUUUCCAGGAAUUAAGCACCCCUGAGUGGGACCCACUAUACAAUCCAUGCAUAUGACAACAUACUUCCAGAGUAUGCACACAAUGACACACACAGAAUUCUAUAAUGAGAUUAUUAAAUUCUGGGAAUGUGAAGGGAAAGUACAAAAUAAUGCUGCUUAUAGUUCAUAGGACAGCUUUCUUUCUAAUUGUUCAGUAAGUAGAGACAGAAAACCAGUUUCCUCAUAGUUACACAGGAUAUAAAAGAUCUGCUAGUGCUCUCAAAUGUGUCGUGUUCUGGCUUCCUUUGGCCAUAGAUAAAUUAGUAAAUGCUUAAGAUUCUGGAAAACCAAUACAUACAACCUCAAAUAAUCUCAUCCCUCCAAUCCUCAUAAUUCAAAGUCUCCCGGAAAAAGAGAGUGUAGAACAAACUCCCCAACCACCAACAGAAGCUUAGCUAAUAUCUUCAAACUGGAAAUUCAUCUAUACAGUUUCUAUAGCAGUGCAUUUAAAAUUUCCCAAGUAUGCUUCCUCAACUACUUUAAAAGCAAAAUAUACUUAAAAAAACAAAAGAUCAGGUGUAUCAGUGCAUAAGAAGUCAAGUUAUGUUUGAAAAGUGUAAAUGCGGUUGCUGUAAGCAUCCUGCUUGGCUAGUUGGAAAGUUGUUUUUUGAAACUGGAAGGAAACUUCUCCUGUUUCUAGGCUACAUAUCCCUCUAAGAAUAGCCAUGUAUUCUCUUAGCCCAAGCAACAUUACUUGACCAUAGCCCUCAACUUCCACAUUAAUGCUUAAUAGUACCUGGAUUUUAAAACUCAAGAGGAAUUUUUUAGUCACCACCACCCUCAACAGGCCAAGCUCCUGUCUUAAGGACUGUGCAUCAAGUUUUCUUAAUAGGAUAAUUCACUGCAACAAGAAAUGCAGACUGUGCUCUAAAUCUUCUCCCUAGAUAGCCACAAGGAAAUAAACAAGGU
Messenger RNA from Trichechus manatus latirostris (Florida manatee), 2968 nucleotides. RefSeq names its product polycystin 2 like 2, transient receptor potential cation channel (gene PKD2L2). Bases 1 to 1881 code for a protein of 626 amino acids. Lineage: Eukaryota; Metazoa; Chordata; Mammalia; Sirenia; Trichechidae. The record is from RefSeq and is a predicted model, not a curated record. Gene Ontology annotation, biological process: detection of mechanical stimulus. Gene Ontology annotation, cellular component: membrane. Gene Ontology annotation, molecular function: calcium ion binding; calcium channel activity. The transcript has 14 exons.